This is a messenger RNA of Symbiodinium sp. CCMP2456, 5778 nucleotides long. The record is from the annotation of a GenBank genome assembly. Lineage: Eukaryota; Dinophyceae; Suessiales; Symbiodiniaceae.
AUGACUGGCACUCGCCCGGAGACUCCACCGCGCUACCGCUACAUUCGCAGUGGGACAAGCGACGACGAGCAGGAGAAUGACAGCAACGGCAACACAGUGCUGGCAGCACGGAAGCGUGCAGGGUCAGUGGGACGACCGGUGCUGAUUUCGCGAAGAUUGGAUCGUCAGAGGCACGGUGGCACGCAGGUUCUCAGCGAGGCAGCGGUGCCUCCUCAAUCUGUUUUGCAAGCGCCUGCCCUUUUGGGCCUGGGGUGUAUUGAUGCACCAUUUGGGCUGGACAUGUUUGCUCGCAGGCACCGCCUCGGGCCUGCUGAGAAUAGCAUGUUUACCAUGGACUUCGCUGCAAAUGUCCCCAGCGAGUGCCGCACCUGCUUUGGAAAUGAUCCAAUGGCAUUCAUCCCAGCGGUGCCAGCUGCACCAUCUUUUGCAUGGCCAUGCAUGACGGCCAAGUCUGCGUGUCGAUCACAGAGUGUUGGGACGAACGUUCGCCGAGAGUCUGCAUUCUUGCGGCCAAGUGGCGCAGUUUUCGGUGCACCAGCGCCUGCACCCACCACGGCGCCCCCGCCACCUUCAUGCUCGCACUCUGUCUUUUCUCAUGUGCCACCUCGCUGCCACUCUUUCUCCUGGCAGAGUGCUCCUGGCACAAAUGCAUCUGCAUGCUUGCAACCUGAUGGGCAACAACACCUGCCACCUCAGCGAGGAUCAGAGCCGGUGUUCACGUCGAAGUUCCAGCCUUGCGCUCCUUGCACUCGCAGCACUUUUGCCUCUGUGGAUGAGCAUCCCUCCACUUGGCAGCAAGAGCCGCAAAAGCACAGCGCCUUACAAGAACUACAGCCCCAGCAAGGCAGCAUGCCAAGGGAGACGGACAAGGAUCCUCAGAAGCUUGUGGGGAAGCUCCAAUCAUCUCAGACACAGGUGGAACACGAUCAGUUCAGUGGACGGAGCUGUGAGCAAGCAGCGCCAGACCUGAAUUCAGUGCAAGAUGGCCGUGUCGCAAGGGCUACUCGCAGCGCGUCACGCAGCAAGCCUGAGUUUGGAGGCCCCUUGCAGCCGCAGCCAGGUCUCACAGGGCCUGCCACGAUACCUCAAAGCAUGAGGUCGAAGAUGUCCAGCGCAAGGAUUCUCAUUACCGGCGCGAGUGGCCUACUGGGACGGCAGGUCAUGAAGGCUUUCAGCACCUGGCAGGUGCAGGGCAUUUGCAAACGCCGAGCAAACGUUCCCAACGUUGCCGCUUGUGAUCUAACCAAAGAAGCCGCAGUUGCCCAGCUUAUGGAUCAUUUUCGACCACAUGUCGUCCUUCACUUGGCAGCCGAAUGGCGUCCCGAAGUGCUUCGUCAGCGUCCGGAGCAGGCGAGGCAGCUGAAUGUGGAUGCCACAGGCUUCAUUGCCACGGCAUGCGAGCGCCUUGGUGCUUGGCUUGUGCAUGUCAGUGCGGACUGUGUCUUCGAUGGCACCUCACCUCCGUACACGACCAAUUCCAAGCCCAAUCCACUGAGCGAGUAUGGUUGGCACAAGCUCCACAGCGAGCAGCUUGCGCAAGCAGCCUGUCCGGAAGCAGCGGUGCUCCGGGUCCCGCUUCUCUACGGACCGCUUGCAGAGUCGCUCUCGGAAUCGGCAGUGACGAGUUUAUGCUCCGAUCUCUCGAGCGGCAUUCGCGAAGUGGAUGCUUGGCAACAGUGCUAUCCUACUUGGACCGGCGAUGUUGCCAUUAUUCUGAAGAGCAUGGUCGAGAUGCACUUGGCCGGAGAGUGCUUGAAGGGCAUCUAUCACUUUCAAAGCAGCGAGCGAUUCACAUGGUACGAGAUGAUGCUGAUCGUGGCAAAGGUCGCCGGGUUGGAUGCGUCUGGAAUCUCUGCCGUACGCAGUCCACCUGGGACAUCCCUCCCACGAGAUACCCAGUUGGAUUGCUCCCGUCUGACCCAACUUCUGGGCCGCUGUCCUGAGACACGCCUCCGCGAUGGCCUGCAGCAAUGCUUGCCCUUUCGUGAUGCUUGCGCCGCUCGAGCAGAGCAUGAGCAGGCAGGGGGCACCGUGGAUCCUGACCCCAGGAGUCAUGGUGCCACACUACAGAAGGUCUUCUGGGAGGAGCUCGAGCGAACACGCCGUCGCCUGCGACAGGCAGACACAAAAAAGUUUCAGAGGAGAGAGCAUUGGGUGGCUUUGAUAGCAGCUGUGGGAAGGCUGGUAUCAACCAGCAGCGACGUGCGGAAGGGAGGGGUCGUGGCCGCGACGUUGACGACAAGCUUGCUCAAUCAGGUGUCGAUCGGAUAUUGGACAUUUGCGAACCAGAGCCCAGAGCGUGUCGAAACUGGCACGCAGAUCUUCGAAAGGUGUGAGCCCCGCUUCAAAAUUCGCGAGAAUUUGGCAGCACUGCUCUUGACGGGCAUGCACGAGUGGGCCGAGCUUUGUGACAUCGAUGUGUACUGGCCAGCAGCAUGUGAUGAAGCGGCCGUGUGGGGUUCAGCAGCCCUGGACCUGGACCGCGCCUUGAACAAGGUCAGGCGAGGAGAGCGGAUUGUCUCCUUAUUUCAGACUGGCCCCGGCCAGGGUGUCGGCGAUGCUGGGGCGAUCCAGCUUGCUGAGGCUCUUGAUGGAUGCCAACACCAACCUUUAAAUCAAGGUUUGGUGUUGUUCAGGCUCCGCGGCCAUCAGGUCGGGGAUGAAGGGGCAGAACAGUUGGCUUCCGCGCUCGAGGGUUUUGCAGGCCACAAGCUGCACACUCUUGAUUUAGGUGGCAACCGGAUUUCGGAUGAUGGUGGUGUGCAGCUAUGCAAGGCUAUUUCGCUGAUGGGCCGCCUGCGUAAACUAGACCUGAGCUCCAACAAGCUUGGGGAUCGAGUGACGCAAGAACUGGCUCAGGUAUUGCCCAAAGAGUUGGAGCAGCUGCAGCUGGCAGGCAAUGAAAUCGGAGCUCUCGGGGUCAUGGCUGUGGCAGAAUGCGUGAGCAAGCACCCUCUCAAGGAGCUCAUUCUGAGCGAAAACAAGGUUGGCAAUGAAGGUGCUACGCAUCUUGCAAAAGCCUUCGGCAAGGAUUGUGGCCUGGUGUCGCUGCACCUGUCUUGGUCAGAUGUCGCGGAUGAGGGUGCCAGCGCUUUGGCCGAAUGCCUCCCUCGACAGCAGCAAUUGAGGGAGCUGUGGCUCACGAACAACAAAAUCGAGGACGCUGGUGGUCUUGACCUGGCAGCCGCCAUGGAAGCGCAUGGUCUCUUGAGGCUCUUGGCGCUUGACCGCAACAAGAUCACUGAUCAAGGUAUCACAUGCUUUGUCUCUGCACUCGUCCGCAUGUGCAAGAAGGACCUCACCUGUAGCCUGGGGCAUAACAUUUCCAGCCGCUUCGAUGAGGACACCCUCCGCAACUUGAGUGUUGCAGCGGCAACUGUAAGGACAAUCUGCAAAAGGGCUAUGCGGCUCGACAUGAUGCUGAAGUUCUGGCAGGAUUCGACAUCCGUUGGCCUUGUAGCGCAGCACUCGACCACGGAGGAAGCUGUCGACGUGGUGGUAUUACCCGAGUGCAAAAGGUAUGGUGCUUGCUACGCUGAGUUUUUCCACUCUUGGAGCCCUGAGAGUUACGUGGCGCAUUCGUGGAAGGGCCUCUUGAAAGAUUUGCUGCUCGCGAUCGCCAUGCAUGCGUCUGGCUUUACGCAGCCCAAGCUAGACCCAACUCAUGAACAGUAUGGGCGACGCCCCGAAGCGCUCAUGAGGCGGUACUUCGUAGACAUGUUCUGCAUUGAUCAGGCGAACCGCCUGCCCCGAAUGAAUCCACGGUGCGAGACUGACAAGGUGGACUUUGUCAUUGAAGAGUUGAGUCGGAAAGAAGUCAAGCUCGUUGUGGCAAUGGACAGGGACCAUACUCCCAUGGUGCGUACUUGGUGCCUCGCGGAAGUGUACUUUGCCAAGAAGUCUCGCAUGCAACUCCUGGUGAGUUUCGGUCCCAUUCGAUCAAUGCCGCGACGACGCAAAGGUAUGACAUGGGCAGAGUCGCAGGCUUCGUUAGAAGACGAUCUGCAUUUCUUGAAGCAGGAGAUGCUCCGUGGGCCUGGGAUUGGAGAGAAAUUUGAGGAGGAGGUCAUCAAGCCUCUGCAAAAGCAGACCUUGGAAACAUACCGCGCGGUCUACGAGUUGAUGCCAGUGGAGCAGAAAGAGGAGUGUGAUUGGAUGAAAGCCCAGGAUGAAGCACGGGAGGACAUGAAGAUGUUCGCAGAGAGCGGCAACGUGGAGAAGUUGGGCGAGGCAAUAAAUGCAGGCAUCACAGUGCAAGUUGAGGAAAGCUUCAUGUUGCCAAUGCGGCAGCGGUUUGCCCAACUUGAGGUGGCCCUGACAUUGAACACGGAGGCAAGGUUUACGGUGGAAGAACACAUUCUGGAGCUGAAGCGGACUCUGCUGGCAGCCGAAGAGGCAAGUGUCGAGGAUGCCGAUCUCUUCAGUCGGGCACGACAAAGGCUAUGGGAGCAAGAGGAGGAGGUACGGAGGCAAAAUGAGCGCAAGGCUCUCGUUGCGUUGUCUCAAAAUGGCACCGACGAGGAAAGGCGGGAGGCACGCAAGAUACUUGUCUUCUUGGAGAUGGCAGAUGCUGUCGAGGCUCGAGACUUGGAGGCUUUGCUGCGCUUGGUGCCAGAAGCAGAAGCAGCGGUCGUCGAGUCCCACCAGGAAGAUGAGGUUGCGGCUGGCUGGCGCUUAAUCCGUGAGUUGGAGCUGCUGGCGGCAGUAAAACGCCGAGACCUGAAGGAGAUUCGGCAGCGUCUUGACGCUGCCCGUGCUGUCAAUGUCCAGGAAGAGAAGGUGCUCGAAGCUUCGCGCAAGCUGGCCCUUGGUGAAAUCAAGGAAGGUACGAAACUGCAGGAUGCGGAGAUGCUGCUGCGUGCCCUGGACGAGGGCAGGGCUGCAGGGCUGACGGAGGACCAGUUGUACACAGGCAAGAGCGCUUACCUGAAAAUGCAGGCCGCAGCUGUUGCAGAAAGCGCGGACACGGAGGAUUUUCGAAGCGUCUUGGCCGUGGCUGCUGAAAUGGGACUGCCAGAGCACCAGGACUUGGUGGGAACACGACGCAGGUUGGCGCUGUUGGAAUUGCGUGAAGCUGCCGACGGCACCGGCAGUAGCAAACUCCAACAGUGCAUCCAGUCGGCUAAAGAACAUGGGGUCGACAAGGAUGACAUUGACAAGGGCACCUUCAGGCUAUGUGUCCUGGAGCUGCAGCAGGCCACGGUCGAUUUCGAUUCGGAACGACUCAGGGAUGCCAUGUUGGAAGCCAAGGAGCGAGCGGCACCUGGCGAACUGUUCCCUCCAGCCAAGCGCAAGCUGGCCCUCAUUUUCCCUGAGGCCUUCACAGAGUGGAUGCUCGUCGAGCUGGAAGAGACCCUCGCUGCUCUGGAUGAUGACUCCUCGUCUGGCGGCCUUCGAGCUGUCUUGCAGGAGGCUGCAGAAGCGAAGGUAGAAGAGGAAGACCUGAAGCGCGCGGAGGAGAGGCUUGCAAAGCUCGAAUUACGGGAAGCCGCCACCAUGUCAGACAUUCCAGAGAUUGACCGCAUUCUUAACAACGCUCAAGUUUACGGCUGGGACGUGUCUCAGGGAUCAGCUGGCGCGAUGUACGAGGCUGCUAGCGUCCGCCGUCGAGAGCUGCAAUUCGAGGAGCGGAAAGUGGAUUGCAAGCAAAACUUGGAUCUUGCCGUUCUCACCCUGGACUUGAACAUGAUGCGCCAGUACAUUGAGGAAGCUAAAGAGCUGGGGCUUGACAAAGAGGUGAUCGAAAGAGCCGAGGCAAAGUAUCAGGAGUAUGCGUAG